Aaosphaeria arxii CBS 175.79 is the source of this 948-nucleotide messenger RNA. RefSeq lists its product as uncharacterized. The record is from RefSeq and is a predicted model, not a curated record. Lineage: Eukaryota; Fungi; Ascomycota; Dothideomycetes; Pleosporales. Gene Ontology annotation, molecular function: NAD binding; glyoxylate reductase (NADPH) activity; hydroxypyruvate reductase [NAD(P)H] activity. The transcript is spliced from 3 exons. The coding region runs from base 1 to 948 and encodes 315 amino acids. Gene Ontology annotation, cellular component: cytosol.
AUGGCCCCUGCGCGUAUCGAAAUUGACUCUGCUGCUGCUUCCCCUCCUGCAACGAUCGAGAAGCCAACAGUGUAUCUACUUGACACUUUUCAUCCCGAAGCGGUUGAACAUGCGCAGAACUUAUUCAAUGCCAUAAUUCCUUCAGAUCCAAAGCAUGCACAAUGGAGAGAAAAUGCAGAAUACCUCCUCAUUAGGGGUUCGUACUUAACUGCCAAGGACGUUGCGUCAUGUCCGAACCUCAAGGCGAUAGGAAAGCAGGGAGUUGGUAUUGAUAAGAUUGAUGAGGCAGCAUGUAAAGAAAGAGGAAUCAAGAUUUUCAACACUCCUGGAGUCAACGCACAAGCGGUUGCAGAAACCGUCUUGACACUCACUAUGUCUGUGGCACGCGAAGUCAGCCGCAUCACCACAUCACAGAGCCAUGGAAAAGCUGUUCCAAAGGAGACUUGCUCUGGCCUAAUCAUCAGCAAUAAGACUAUCGGAAUUGUAGGCAUGGGAAAUAUUGGACACCGGGUGGCGAAGAUCUUCCAAAGAGGUUUGCGCUGUAACGUCGUCGCGUAUGACCCUUUUCUUCCCAAGGAUGCCUGGUCAGAUAUCGAGCACACCCGCGCCGAGAAACUAGAAUCACUGCUCGAGAAUUCGGACAUAGUUACCCUCCACAUUCCAUUGCUACCACAAACACGAAACCUCAUUGGAUAUGAACAGUUUUCUACCAUGAAGCGAAAUGCUAUCAUAAUCAACACAGCAAGAGGUGGCAUUGUCAACGAAGCAGAUUUGGAACGAGCAUUAAAGGAUAAGCUCAUUUGGGGUGCAGGCUUAGAUUGUCACGAGCAAGAACCUCCCACGAAGGAAAAAUAUGGUGCAUUGUGGGAGACUGGAAGGGUGAUGGAAACAGCGAAGGCGGCGGUGGAUCGACUAUGGGACUAUGUCAAGGUCACCAGGCAAUUGUAG